Messenger RNA from Puma concolor (puma), 1835 nucleotides. RefSeq names its product interactor of HORMAD1 1 (gene IHO1). Lineage: Eukaryota; Metazoa; Chordata; Mammalia; Carnivora; Felidae. Gene Ontology annotation, biological process: DNA recombination; meiotic DNA double-strand break formation; homologous chromosome pairing at meiosis. Gene Ontology annotation, cellular component: condensed nuclear chromosome. The record is from RefSeq and is a predicted model, not a curated record.
CACAUCUAUAUGUUGGUUACUUUGAAGUGCAUCUUCCUAGAAAGGGCUAACCAUAAGAAAUGAAUUUUAAUGUCUGGAAUAUCAAAGAGAUGCUCAGUAUUCCCUCAGGUUCUGGGACCACUAAUUCCUCUAGCUGGAAUAAUAAUCAGACUGAUCACUCCAGUCUCAGUGAUUCCCAGUUCCUCUUUGGAUCACAGUUCUGUCCAGAAAGUUCAGAGACGCUGUCAGCACCCUUGGACUCUGUUGUCUACUUGAGACACCCAAAACAGUCACAACAGAAUUCUCUGGACAGUGAACCAAGUAUUUUCACAAAAUACCAGACAAAACCCCAGCUAUUUGGGGGAAAUACAAAUGAUAGAGGCUUAUUUCCUCUUCCUUUGUCAGUUGGAAAAUCAAAGGGCCUCUUGGAACAAUUUGAGGAGAAAAAGAAAAGGGCAAAAGACAAAUGUGACAGUGAGACUCUAUACAACUUCAUUUCCCAUAUCAGAGAAAGCAUUCACAAGUUGCAGGCAUCUGUGGAAAAGUCUGAGGAACAUCUCAGUUCAAGAAGUCAAUCUAUUUUAGAUUGUUUGGAGACUGUGGCCAAGACAUUGCAAGAGACUGUGCAGGCCCAGAGUGAUCUGCUGUUGGGAACUGUGCAUGACAAAGGCAACAUGGAGCAGGUUAUCCUCGAGAUACGGAAGAGAUUUGAAGCUAGACAAGCAGAAUUUAUAGAAAUGAAGUCCGACCUGAAGCACCUUGAAGUUUUAGUUGCCCAGCAGAGUAAAGACUUCCAGCAGCUGUGUGAGCAGCUAGGCCAGCUGAAUGUGGCCAGCAUCCUAGCAGAGCUGAAGAGAUUUAUUUCAGUCCCUCAGGUACCUGGGCAUGUGAAAGACAGCACUUCCCAGACCUCACUACCUCUGGCCCAGAGCCUCAGUUUCACCAGGCAGGACAGAUAUGCCUCUGAGGAACCAGAUAUGUGGCAGACUCAGGCCAUCCCUGCUGUCUGGAAUCUUAGUAUGGGCUCCCUGCAGCCUGGGGAGUUUGCUAUCUAUACUGAGGGAGCAAAAAGUGAUGCUCUCCAAGGAGAGGCUGUGCUGAUGGCCGCUGGAACCGGCAAAAGAAGCAGGCGAGUAAAGGACAAGGCAGUGCAGACCAACUGCCAGAAUUGGACUCUUAAUAAAACCAGCCCUGAGAAUCAUGGCUCUGGUUCCCCAGGCCACAAAGUUCCUUGUGACUGGAGCUGGGUUUCCCAAGGAGCCUCAAGGUUUAUACCCCUGGACUUUGAAUCCAGCAUUAAGAACACUUGCCAAAAAUGUCAAGCUGAAGGUGUGCUUUCGUGUGCCCCUUGUGAACAAAGGCUGGUGACUGCACAGAAAGGCAGAACUAUGGAAAGAGGGGGGAAAGGCAAGAAGCAGCAGCCCAGGAAAGCCCGCAGAAGCAGGCUCCUAACCAGGAAGCAAGAACAAACCCCUAGCAAAACCUGUGCUUUCAAUUCUAAAUAUCCUCAGCUUCCAGUUUCUGGCCCACAAAGGCUCCCCCUGGAGCAGCAGGAACCCUUUGCUCAGUCCCUGCAUCUGUGGGGCUCCAGGACUCCCACAAAACCAGUCAUCCCUUUUCUGAGAGCAACAGUCAUGCCCAGUAAGACAGUGAGGGCAGCACAGGAGAACAUCUUGCAGCUCAGUGGGCAUUCUUCCAAAGACAACAGCCUGCUUUCUAAAAGUUCCCUGGGGGACCACCAGAUGAGCUGGUUCAGUGACCUCAACCUUGGAAGUUCAGAGUCUCCUCUGUGCAAGGAUCCAGGGAAGAAUAUGCUAUAUGAUCUGGGUUUUGACAGCAGUGAUGAUGGCUUUUGA